CAACGGUCAUCGUAGAUCGCAUCUGAUAAACGGCUCAAAAAGCAAAAAAAAAGAAAUCUCUGUGAGAAGAAGAAAAGAUGCAACCGACAGAGGCGACGCGUCCGGCGACGGCGGAUCAGAGCCGGCGUCUGAAGGACGAGCUAUCGGAGAGUAUGAGCUUCAGCAGCCAAAUGAAGAAGGAAGACGAGGAGCUGUCGGUGAAAGCGUUGUCGGCGUUCAAGGCCAAAGAAGACGAGAUCGAGAAGAAGAAGAUGGAGAUCAGAGAGCGAGUUUUAGCUCAGCUCGGCCGUGUUGAAGACGAGACCAAACGUCUCGCUUUGAUCCGCGAGGAGCUUGAAGGAUUUGCUGAUCCCAUGAGGAAGGAAGUUACUUUGAUCCGGAAGAAGAUUGAUUCGCUUGAUAAAGAGAUAAAGCCAUUGGGGAAUACAGUUCAGAAAAAGGAAGUAGAGUACAAGGACGCACUUGAAGCAUUUAAUGAAAAGAACAAGGAGAAGGUGGAGCUGAUCACCAAGCUACAGGAGUUGGAGGGAGAAAGCGAGAAAAUGAGAUUAAAGAAGCUGGAAGAGCUAAGCAAGAACAUUGAUCAAACCAAAGGUUAGUGUUGGACGAGCAGACUCACUUGGAUUGGGCUAUAUGUGGUAAAUCAUGGUUAGAGUAUUUUCUUUGUUCUUCCUUCUAUCACUCUAGUCGUCUAUCAAAUAUCAUAUAUAUAAAUAUAAAAUAAAAAGUAAUAGUGAAUGGUUUUGAACUCAGGUGUUUCAAAAAACAUGUAACCAGUUUACAAUGUCAAGACAUUAUCGAUGUGAUUUGCAAAUUUGUACUAAUAAAUGUAAAGAACUAUGUUUGUGUCAACUUUUAUGCAUAUGAUUAUAUCAUGAGGCAUCUCAAUUUUCAAA
Molecule: messenger RNA, 896 nt
Organism: Brassica oleracea var. oleracea
Lineage: Eukaryota; Viridiplantae; Streptophyta; Magnoliopsida; Brassicales; Brassicaceae
Product: myosin-9
Exons: 4
Coding region: 78-599 (173 amino acids)
Source: RefSeq, a predicted model, not a curated record